Molecule: messenger RNA, 2384 nt
Organism: Eptesicus fuscus (big brown bat)
Lineage: Eukaryota; Metazoa; Chordata; Mammalia; Chiroptera; Vespertilionidae
Gene: ARMC6
Product: armadillo repeat containing 6
Exons: 8
Coding region: 421-1983 (520 amino acids)
Biological process (GO): hematopoietic progenitor cell differentiation
Molecular function (GO): protein binding
Source: RefSeq, a predicted model, not a curated record
GCAGGCGCAGGUCCACCCCGCGCCCCGGUGCGCAAGCGCAGGUGGCCACUGCCGCGCCCUCCCGUACCGGCGCGCUACCUGCUUCUUCUGGGCGGAGGCUCCGAAGGCGAAAAACUUCCUUGCAGGGGUCGCCGAUAACUGAGACCAACCUGGAGAAAGCGGCAGAGACACCGCCGCCGCACACCUGUUUGCCUUUUUGGCUUUACUUGCGCUCGCAGUCACCCUGGGUCAAUCCGGGUGCGGGUCGCUUAGCUGGGGAAGGCCGAGGAGAGGCGGCGCCAGCGAGCCUGCGCGCUUACGGCGGCCAGAAGGGGCCAGAGGCGGUGCCGCCAGUGACAGACGCGAGCCCCACCUUUCCCACGUGGCCGCGAAGACAGGCUCAGGAGCAUCUGUUGGGUGCCUACAGCCCAUGAGGAAGGGAUGAAGAUGGCCACCAAGCGCAUCACCCAGGAGACCUUUGAUGCAGCUGUUCGUGAGAACAUCGAGGAGUUUGAGAUGGGGCCAGAGGAAGCAGUGACAGAGGCUGUGGAGCAGUUUGAAUCACAAGGGGUCGAACUGAGCAACAUUAUAAAGAUGGCACCCAAAAUCUCUGCAGAUGGACUUCAGGAGCCUAUACACGACAUCCUGCAGAUCCUGGAAGACCUGCGGAAGUCUGUGGCCUGCUAUUACCCCCAGGAGGUGUCAGCACAACUUACCCGCUUUUGUGAGCAAUGCAAGCAGCACAAGGCCUGCCGCUUUCUGGCAGCUCAGAAGGGUGCCUACCCCAUUCUACUUGCUGUCUGGAAGCUGGCUGCAACGGGUGACCAGGGACUUCUGCUCCAGGCUCUCAACGCCCUAUCAGCACUGAUCAAUGGCCAGCCCGACCUCUUGGACACUCAGGGCCUAAAGCUGCUGGUGGCCACUCUGGACCAGAAUGCCGAUGUGGCUGAUCUGAUUUGCUCUGGGAUCCGCUGCAUACGCCAUGCCUGCCUGAAACAUGAGCAGAAUCGGCAGAGUCUGGUGAAGGCUGGUGUGCUGCCCCUAUUAACUGGUGCCAUUGUCAGGCACAGCGGCUGUGCCGACGUGGUCAGGGAGGCCUCUUGGGCCCUCCGCAUCAUGACUUUUGAUGAUGACAUUCGUGUGCCCUUUGGCAACUCCCAUGACCACGCUAAGAUGAUCGUGCAGGAGAACGGAGGCUUGAAGGUGCUCAUUGAGGCUGCCAAAGCAUUCCAUGACAACCCCAGCGUCCUGAGUGAGCUCUGCAGCACUUUGUCCCAUCUGACUGUUCGCAACGAGUUCUGUCAAGAGGUCGUAGACCUCGGGGGCCUUGGCAUCCUGGUGGCCCUAUUGGCCAACUGCAACAACCAUCAGGACCUUGUGAAGCAAGUGCUGAGUGCCCUGAAGGCCAUUGCAGGCAAUGAUGAUGUGAAGGAUGCCAUUGUCCGUGCAGGUGGGACAGAGUCCAUUGUGGCUGCCAUGACCCGGCACCUGGCCAGCCCUCAGGUAUGCGAGCAGAGCUGUGCAGCCCUGUGUGUCCUGGCCCUGCGCAAGCCAGAGAACAGCCGGAUUAUUGUGGAGGGCGGUGGUGCUUUGGCUGCACUGGAGGCGAUGAAGGCACACCCGAAGGAGGUCGGUGUGCAGGUGGGUACGGAGGAAGUAGGAGAGGCAGAAGCCCGGCAUGCAGAAACAGGCCUGCAUGCUGAUCCGAAACCUAGUGGCCCGCAGCCAGGCCUUCUCACAGCUCAUCCUGGAUCUGGGGGCCGAAGCACUCAUUGUGCAGGCCCGUGUUGCUCACCAAGAUUGCGAGGACGUGGCCAAGGCAGCCCUGCGGGACCUGGGGUGCCGUGUAGAGCUCCGAGAGCUGUGGACCGGCCAGAAGGGCAACCUGGCACCAUGACCCAGCCUCCUUCUAGAUUGCGACUCUGGGUGAGUCGUGUGACUCAGGAAAUGGGGAGAUCCAUGUCCUGCCACUCUGCCUCCCACAUUCCUCCCCCAACUCAGUGAGAGCUGUUUCUGAUGGGUACCAGCUACAAGCUUGGGAGUGCAAAGGGAGCACUGCUAAGGCAUCUACACUGGGUCUUGUGCUCCCAUCACCAGCCAACAGUGUUGUUAUUACCCAUCCUGCCCACUCCCCCAAGCCCUUUCCUACCAGAAGGACCUUCAUUGCUUGGGGUGGAGGGCUAUCUGAAAUUUGGCAGACACACCGGCCAGUCUCAGAGUGGGGCAGGGAUCUUGCUCCUGCCUCUUCAAAUCCAUUCUUGCCUUGAUCCUGUUUUUCUCACCUGUAAAUGGGUCGAAGACACCUUGUUCUACUGGCAAGAGAGCAGGGACUGAGGCUGGUCCAUCUCUGGGGCCCCAGGCCAGCCAUUUCUGUGUGGUAAUAAAAAGACCUUGCUUGCCCUGGA